AUGACAGUCUUGAGUAUAGUCGAAAAUCGUUUUUCGGGGACAGCUUCGUCUGUUUGUAAAAUCAGGGGUGGGAUUUUAAAUUUCCUAAACCUCUCAGACAACCUUUUAUCUGGACAUCUCCCCAAUUGUUUUAUGCAUUUGCGUAAGCUACUCAUUCUGAACUUGGCUGGCAACAAUUUCACUGGGGAAAUUCCAAGCUCUUUUGGCUCUUUGUCUCAGCUGCACACUUUGAUUUUGCGCAAUAAUAGUUCCUCUGGAGAAUUACCUUUGCCUCUAAAAAAUUGCAGUUUGUUGAAGUUUGUAGACUUGGGAAACAAUAAAUUCUCUGGAUCAGUACCAACUUGGAUUGGGGAGGGCUUGCCACUGUUGAAUAUUCUUAUCCUAUGUUCCAAUAAGUUUGGUGGAAGCAUACCAUUAAAUCUAUGUCGGUUGAAAUAUUUACGAAUCUUGGAUCUUUCUGUAAAUAACAUAUUUGGAACUAUACCACAAUGCUUCAACAAUUUCACUGCCAUGGCUCAGAAAGGAGAUUUGUUCAGUGGAAUCAUUGGUAGUAAUUACACUGAUUCAUAUGUUUAUGAUUAUGAUGAUACAGAAGAAUUCAUUAAUGAUGCAACGGUUAUAAUGAAAGGAAGGGAGUUGGAGUACGGAAAAUAUCUUGGACUAUUAAAGAUCAUUAACCUUGCAAGUAACAAAUUGACAGGGAAAGUUCCAAGUGAAAUCUCGAGCCUCUUGGAGUUGGUUGUUCUGAACAUAUCAAGAAACAAGUUAAUUGGAGAAAUCCCACGAAUGAUCGGACAGUUGAAGCAGUUGCAAUCACUUGAUAUGUCAAAGAAUCAAUUUUCAAAUGAAAUCCCAUCUAGCAUGUCAGAGUUACAUUUUCUAAGCGUCUUGGACUUGUCUUACAACAAUUUGUCUGGAAAAAAUCCUUCAGGCACUCAACUGCAAAGCUUUGAUGCAGUUGAUUUUAUUGGAAAUUGGGCACUUUGUGGGCCUCCACUUCCAAAUAAGUGCCCAGGUCAAGAAACACCAAACCAAAGUGAUCAACCAACUAAUCAUGAUGGCAAUGAAGAUAAUGAAAAGGAUGGAGAUGAAUUUGAGAAAUGGUUUUUUGCUGUAGCAGGAUUUGGAUUUUUUAUAGAAUUUUGGAGAAUUUGUGGACCUUUGCUCUUUAAGAGUUCUUGGAAGGGUGCUUAUUUCUAUUUCUGGACAACAUGA
Molecule: messenger RNA, 1215 nt
Organism: Quercus lobata
Lineage: Eukaryota; Viridiplantae; Streptophyta; Magnoliopsida; Fagales; Fagaceae
Product: receptor-like protein EIX2
Exons: 1
Coding region: 1-1215 (404 amino acids)
Molecular function (GO): protein binding
Source: RefSeq, a predicted model, not a curated record